Molecule: messenger RNA, 1741 nt
Organism: Colossoma macropomum (tambaqui)
Lineage: Eukaryota; Metazoa; Chordata; Actinopteri; Characiformes; Serrasalmidae
Gene: katnal1
Product: katanin p60 subunit A-like 1
Exons: 11
Coding region: 213-1682 (489 amino acids)
Biological process (GO): microtubule severing
Cellular component (GO): microtubule; microtubule cytoskeleton
Molecular function (GO): microtubule binding; microtubule severing ATPase activity; ATP hydrolysis activity
Source: RefSeq, a predicted model, not a curated record
GGCGUCUCUCCGCCGCCAUGGUAACAUUAGUGCGCGAAGAUCUGUGGCUAAGACGGUCAAAAAGAAUAGAUACAAGGACUUUUUGACUCCUAUGGCAUAUCUUCAGUCAGCAACAUCAGCAGAAGCACCUUCAAUCCAGCAACUGUAAUGUAAUUCUGAGCUCUCAGAUUGGACCCCCCCCCCAGUGCAAAUUCACCUUUACACAUUUUUACAUGAUGAAUUUGGCAGAGGUUUGUGACAAUGCUAAAAAGGGAAGAGAAUAUGCAUUGCUUGGGAACUAUGACUCUUCCAUGGUAUACUACCAGGGAGUUAUACAGCAGAUCCACAAGCAUUGUCAGUCUCUAAGAGAUCCUGCACUGAAGGUCAAGUGGCAGCAGGUAAGGCAGGAGCUGGUGGAGGAGUAUGAACAGGUCAGAAGCAUUGUAAACACUCUGGAGAGUUUUAAGGUGGAUAAGCCAGUUGACCUUCCCAAUCCUCAACCAGAAGAAUGCCCAAGGGACCCUGCUGUCUGGCCACCCCCUGUUCCAGCUGAACACAGAGCACCUGCCCAGGUGAAGAGGCCAAACACUGGUGUGAAACCCCAACGCAAGGACUCACCUGGGAUGCAGCCCCGUGGGCCUGCAGGGAAAGGCCAGCCUAAUGCUAAAUCAGAUAAACCCGGUGCCCGUGAUGCCCGUGCAGCCAAAGCUAAAGAAGACAAAGGCAAGAAGGGGGUCCAAGAGGGGGCAGGGGACGGAGAGUUGAAGAAAUUUGACGGUACAGGUUACGACAGUGACUUGGUUGAAGCCCUGGAGAGAGACAUUGUGUCAAGAAAUCCCAACAUCCACUGGGACGAUAUAGCAGAUCUGGAGGAUGCCAAGAAGCUGCUGCGAGAGGCUGUGGUCUUGCCAAUGUGGAUGCCAGAUUUCUUCAAGGGCAUCCGGCGCCCAUGGAAGGGUGUGUUGAUGGUGGGACCCCCAGGUACAGGCAAGACCAUGCUGGCUAAAGCUGUAGCUACUGAGUGUGGCACCACCUUCUUCAAUGUAUCGUCUUCCACGCUCACCUCAAAGUACCGUGGAGAGUCGGAGAAGCUUGUGCGGCUGCUCUUUGAAAUGGCUCGAUUUUACGCCCCUACUACUAUCUUCAUUGACGAGAUUGACUCUAUUUGUGGGAGACGUGGCACAUCAGACGAACACGAAGCAAGUCGUCGAGUCAAGUCUGAGCUGCUAGUGCAGAUGGAUGGUGUAGGGGGUGCAUUAGAAAAUGAUGACCCCUCUAAAAUGGUGAUGGUCCUGGCUGCAACCAACUUCCCAUGGGAUAUUGAUGAAGCACUGAGGAGAAGGCUGGAAAAGAGGAUUUAUAUUCCUCUUCCCACUGCAAUAGGGCGAGCAGAGCUGCUGAAGAUUAGCCUGAGGGAGGUGGAAGUGGCACCUGAUGUUGACCUGGCUGUCAUCGCUGAGAAGAUUGAGGGGUACUCUGGCGCCGAUAUCACCAACGUCUGCAGAGAUGCGUCCAUGAUGGCGAUGCGACGGCGGAUCCAAGGCCUGAGCCCGGAGGAAAUCCGAGCACUCUCUAAAGACGAGCUGCAGAUGCCUGUCACUAUGGAGGACUUUGAACUCGCUCUCAAGAAGAUCUCCAAGUCAGUCUCUGCUGCUGAUCUGGAGAAAUAUGAGGCCUGGAUGAACGAGUUCGGCUCUGUUUAAUUACAAGAGCUAGAUUAGGCUGACAUGAAGGGAGAGUGGAUCAAUACUUGAAGCUUGAA